Messenger RNA from Bemisia tabaci, 2789 nucleotides. NCBI's taxonomy places the organism in Eukaryota, Metazoa, Arthropoda, Insecta, Hemiptera, Aleyrodidae. The record is from RefSeq and is a predicted model, not a curated record.
UCAGUCCUUCGAACAAAUAUCUCAAGAGGUGACCGGUGGCGUUUGUCCUGCCCCGCCUUUCAAAAUAGCUAACCACGUUGUGCAAGUCGCGUCAGUUCCGUCCUUUUAAGCCCUCGCGAAGCUUCGUCGGCAGUUUCUCGCCUUUUUUUCUCUCGUUUUUCGAUUUUCAGAGGGAAAAAAGGCCGCCCGCGGAAAAAGGAGACAGUGCAUAAUCGCUAAUUAGUGUUUCGUCUCGUGAGCGUGAAUAUCCCCUCUAGUCAGUAUGAAGGCGGUUGAUCGCAGGAAUACCCCAAACUACAUGAUGGCCGGGAAACCACAAAAGCACCAGCACCAGGAUGCAGUUUCAAAUUUGGACCAUGUUAGCGCUCUUGACAUUGACUCCAUUCCAUUCUAUGUGCGGUUAUCUGGAAUCAUUUGCACCAUCGGGCCAGCAUCAGUUGCUCCUGAAACCUUAGUCCAGAUGAUCGACACUGGAAUGAAUGUUGCCCGUUUGAACUUCUCUCACGGUUCUCAUGAGUACCAUGCCACUACGAUCAAAAAUGUUCGUACAGCGGUGGAGAUGUACAGUAAGAAAACUGGUUUCCCUGUUCCGAUUGCGAUUGCAUUGGAUACCAAAGGCCCAGAAAUCAGGACUGGUCUGUUAGCAGGGGGUGGCUCUGCUGAAGUUGAGCUGAAGAGAGGGGGCAAAAUAAUCCUCACCACAGACCCAGCAUACUCAGAAAAAGGAAGUGCUGACAUCGUGUUUGUUGACUAUUCAAACAUAACCAAAGUUGUUAAGCAAGGAAAUCGUGUUUUUGUUGACGAUGGAUUGAUUUCUUUAAUUGUUAACAAAGUUUCUGCAACUGAAUUGGAGUGUACGAUUGAAAAUGGAGGAGCUCUUGGAAGCCGGAAGGGUGUCAACUUACCAGGUGUCCCUGUUGACCUGCCAGCGGUUUCAGAAAAAGACAAAUCUGACUUCGGUUUUGGAGUUGAACAAGGCGUUGACUUUAUCUUCGCCAGUUUUAUUAGAAAUGCUGCUGCUAUUCACGAAAUUCGAUCAAUCUUAGGUGAGAAAGGUAAGAACAUUCUGAUCAUUGCCAAAAUUGAAAAUCAUCAGGGAGUUCAGAACUUAGACGAAAUCAUUGAAGCCGCUGAUGGUAUCAUGGUUGCUCGAGGAGAUCUAGGUAUUGAAAUUCCCCCAGAAAAGGUCUUCCUCGCACAGAAAGCAAUGAUUGCACGCUGUAAUAAGGUUGGAAAGCCUGUCAUUUGCGCCACUCAAAUGUUAGAGUCCAUGGUGAAGAAACCCCGCCCAACUCGAGCUGAAACUUCAGAUGUAGCCAACGCCAUUCUCGAUGGUGCUGACUGUGUUAUGUUAUCCGGGGAAACGGCAAAGGGUGACUACCCACUCGAAUGUGUUCGUACAAUGGCCACCAUCUGUAAAGAAGCUGAGGCUGCUGUUUGGCAAAGACAACUCUUUGUAGAUCUUGUUAGUAAGACGGAACCUCCAAUUGAUGCAACUCACACUGUUGCGAUUGCUGCCGUUGAAGCGUCAGCCAAAUGUCUAGCUGCUGCAAUCGUUGUCAUCACAACAACUGGGCGAUCAGCUCAUCUUGUCUCAAAGUACCGGCCAAGGUGUCCCAUCAUUGCCGUCACCAGAUUCCCACAAACAGCCAGACAGUGCCACGUUUUCCGUGGUAUCCUACCUGUCAUCUACGAAGCUCCGCAAGACUCCGACUGGAUCAAAGAUAUGGAUCUGCGUGUACAGCACGGUCUGAAGUUCGGACAGAUGCGCGGUUUCAUCAAGGCAGGCGACCCUGUCGUUCUGGUCACCGGCUGGAAGUCCGGCGCCGGCUACACCAACACGCUCCGUAUUGUGAGUGCCUAAGGCUGCUUGUCCUUUAGCCACAGCAAGAGAAGAAAAAAGAAAAAAAGAUUUUGAGGUUCAAAGUAGUUGUUAAAAGGAUUAGUUAUCAGUAUUACAGAUUGUUUACACGCGUGUCAUCAUGUCGUCAAAGAGCUAUUCAAUCCAAGCGAACCUAUCCGUAUCUAUUGCAAUUGCACAGGUAGUCGCACCAUUUGAGACUUGUACACUCCUGUAUCUUUGUUGAUCGGGUGAUCAAAAUUUUUGUACAUUUGAUUACCUCUUUUUAGGUUUUUAUAAGGCUCUGAACCUAAUUUUUCCAAUCUCAAAUGUUUAUUUGUUAAUUUAUUCCUGUUCCCUGAUUGGAUUCUCAAAGAAUCCAAAAUUUAUACCUAUCUUAAAGAUAUUUAGCGUUACAUUUUUCAAUAUUUAUUUUAGUAUGUUUUUGAAGAAAGUUUGUAAUCUGUUUUCUUUUUCAUUUAAAAUUGGUAUCAAACGUGCAAAUUCUUUUUUUUUUUUUUGAAAAGUCCAAAGCUUUUAUUGGUUAAUAUUUUUUAGAAUCCUUUUAUUACUCAUCGCCCAAUCUUUGCAUAAUAUUUUCAUCACCUGUUUUAAAGCAUUUUCUGCCUUCGGUAGAAGACUUCACAAAGUAAUUUCUCUCAUUAUUUUGUUGUUCAGUUUUUAAAUAUUUAUGACAGUAUGCCUCCCCUCUCUUUCAACGAUCAAAUCAGUCUAAAUCGGAAUCUCCAGAACCGCAAAGGUUAAGAAAUAAAAUAAUUCGCAUCACCAACACUACUGGAAUCUUUAAAUUAUGACUAUGAGAUUCCAAUUUUUGAGUUGUAUUUUUAAUGGAAGGAUGUAAAGUUAAUGUGUGAUAUUAAAAUUAUUGUACCUCUGAAAAUGAUAGUGAUAUUGCAAUUAAAUAUAGCUUUAACUUCAAAAUGUAAAA